Molecule: messenger RNA, 564 nt
Organism: Knipowitschia caucasica
Lineage: Eukaryota; Metazoa; Chordata; Actinopteri; Gobiiformes; Gobiidae
Source: the annotation of a GenBank genome assembly
AUGGCUGCUGCUGCCACCAACUCCUCCAGAUCUUUCAAAACCAGAGGAGAAAGAGUGACCAGGCAAGUGCAGGCAGGACUUCUCAUUAUAGAGGGCUGUGGACGGACCGACCUCCCACCUGCACACAAGCCCGCCCCACCCCCGCCCAAGAAGAAGAACAGCGACAUGAAGGGCCACUUGACUUCUGACGACAUACAGAACUCUGGCCACAAGGACUGUGAUGUCCAGUAUGCGGAGCUGGAUACUGCAGCUUUGGCCUCCUCUCCCAGCCCGCGAAGCUCAGCUCACACUGGCCCUGGGGACCUUGUCGAACUCCAGGACCCCGGGAGAUGUCCAGAGGAGCUGCUGAAUCCGGCUGAGUACAUCAACUACCAGCCCGUGUGCAACAUGGGGGAGUCCUACCCCGAGCCCCCGUCCGCUCAGCCUUACCCUCCUGUCACCUACCUGCCUCAGCACCCGUACGCCCAGGAGCCGCCCGAGGAGCCCAUGUACUCCAACACCAGCUACCCCGUCCCCCCGCCGCAAGUCCCCCCUUAUAAGUUCCCCAAGGAGCAAUCUGUGUGA